AUGUUCAUGUUUAUACCUAUAAUUUGUGGUGUAAAAAACUGGGAUAGCCCUUACAAUACAGACCCAAGAUAUACCGGUCUGUACUGUCCAAAUUGUCAUAAUCUCAGUGUAGAACCAGUAAAGAGACGGGAGUUCUUUCAAAUUUGGUUCAUACCAAUUGUACCAAUAUAUUGGGGUAAACAGAUACGAUGUUCGAUUUGUAAUUGGAGACAAGACUUUAAAACUGAUGAAGAGUUAAAUAAAGUUGUCAACGAACAACAGCAUAUUAAACAAAAUAUGAAUAUGCAUUAUUGA
This is a messenger RNA of Kazachstania africana CBS 2517, 294 nucleotides long. RefSeq lists its product as uncharacterized. The transcript has a single exon. The record is from RefSeq and is a predicted model, not a curated record. The coding region runs from base 1 to 294 and encodes 97 amino acids. NCBI's taxonomy places the organism in Eukaryota, Fungi, Ascomycota, Saccharomycetes, Saccharomycetales, Saccharomycetaceae.